Messenger RNA from Stylophora pistillata, 1040 nucleotides. RefSeq names its product WD repeat-containing protein 1-B. Gene Ontology annotation, cellular component: cortical actin cytoskeleton. Gene Ontology annotation, biological process: locomotion; actin filament depolymerization. NCBI's taxonomy places the organism in Eukaryota, Metazoa, Cnidaria, Anthozoa, Scleractinia, Pocilloporidae. The record is from RefSeq and is a predicted model, not a curated record. Gene Ontology annotation, molecular function: actin filament binding.
UGCCGGAAGAGGUGUGAUCAAGGCCCAAAGGGAAACACAAUAUUUCAUAGUGAUUUUCUGCGAUUCACAGAACACAGACGAGGGACAUUAUGUCGUUUGAGAAAGGACGCAUAUUUUCUACCUUACCAAAGACUGUGAGAGGUGUUCCGACCGUGUUAAAAGGCGAUCCAAAGGGAAAAAAUUUCCUCUAUACCAAUGGUACCAGUGUUAUAAUUCGCGACAUUGAGAAUCCUGACAAUGCUGACAUUUAUACCCAACAUGCCAAGGACACAACUGUGGCAGUAUAUGCGCCCAGUGGAUUCUACAUAGCAUCAGGAGAUGUUUCUGGAAAGCUUAGAAUCUGGGACACCACUCAGGCGGAGCAUAUAUUGAAAUAUGAAUACCAACCUUUAAGCGGUGCCAUUAAAGAUAUUGCUUGGUCUGAGGAGAGUAAGAGGAUUGUUGUUGUUCGAACAGGCAGGGAAAAAUUUGGUAAACUGUUCCUAUGGGAUAGUGGGUCUUCAGUUGGUCAAAUCACUGGACACUCCAAGGAUAUUAAUGCGGUGGAUUAUAAACCCACUCGUCCAUUCCGCAUCUGUACUGCGAGUGAAGACAGUGAUGUUGGCUUUUAUGAGGGGCCACCCUUUAAAUAUCAUCAUGCAAACAAGAGCCACACCAACUUUGUGAACUGUGUGAAGUACUCUCCAAAUGGGGAACAUUUUGUGUCUGGGGGUGCUGAUGGCAUGAUUUUCCUCUACAAUGGUAAGACCGGAGAGGAAAUUUGUGCCUUGGGUGGAGGUAAAGCUCACAAAGGGGGUGUGUAUGGGAUAUCAUGGAGUCCAGACAGUAAAUUUGUUCUCAGUGCCUCAGCAGACAAGACUGCCAAAAUAUGGGACAUAGCCGCUAAUAGUGCUUCAAUGGAGUUUACAUUUGGCACAGACCUUGAACAUCAACAACUUGGCUGCUUGUGGCAAGGAGAAUACCUUCUUACUGUUGCUCUCUCCGGAAAUAUCUGCUAUUUGGAUAAGAACAAUCCUUCUUCUCCAAGCAGGAUUAUUAAG